Molecule: messenger RNA, 3468 nt
Organism: Rana temporaria (common frog)
Lineage: Eukaryota; Metazoa; Chordata; Amphibia; Anura; Ranidae
Gene: RIGI
Product: DExD/H-box helicase 58
Exons: 20
Coding region: 146-2989 (947 amino acids)
Cellular component (GO): cytoplasm
Molecular function (GO): zinc ion binding; double-stranded RNA binding; ATP binding
Source: RefSeq, a predicted model, not a curated record
CAUGCUAGGAAUAGCUGCUGCUUCCUGGUUAUGUUCCAGACGUGGAUAGCUGCCCACAGAGACACAGCUCUGUACACUCAUAGGGAACUGUCACAUUCAACUGGACUAUCUUCAGAAAGGCGGACAGUAUUGUGAUUAAAGAAGAAUGGGUGCAGAGGUGAAGGAAAGCCUGAAGCUCUACAGAAAAUACAUUAUAAAUAUAAUUCGACCCUCCUAUGUCCUGGACUUUAUGGGAUCCUGGAUGUCGGAAAGUAUAAUAGACCAGAUUAAGGCUGAGGAGGCAAAAGGACCAACUGCAGCUGCAAAAUUAUUUGUAGAUGAACUGCUGGACCUGGAAGCUGAAGGAUGGUAUCAAGGACUUAUAGAUGGUCUACGUGCUGCAGAAUAUGAAGGACUAUCUCGAGCACUUGCAGAUACAGACUUCGCAGACAUUGAAAGUCUAGAUGAACACAAACAACGCCUUAAUGUUAUCAGAGCAACUGUAACAUGUAACAUUGAUCCUAAAGAAGUAGUUCCUGACCUGGCUGUCUGUCUCAUCAAAAGGGAAGUUGAGGAGAUUUUGCAGGAAACAAGAACGAAUGGUCCCACCUCUGGAGCACAGAAACUCGUUGACUGCCUUCUCCGAUCCGAUAAAAAAGAAUGGCCAAAGACGUUUACUCUAGUCUUGGAAGACUAUGAAUGCGAAGAAGUCCUGCAACUUUGGAAGGGGGACACAGAAUGCCAAAAUGAGAAGAAAAUGUCCACUGAUGACCCAGGGGAAGUAGCUAGUCCUUUUAUGAUGAUACAGUUCACUGAAGAGCCUGUACUGGAUAACCAAUGUCUGUCAGCCCCUGGGGAACCCGAACCGGAGCAGGAUUGUGAGCACACUACAAAACCUGCUAAAAUGAUUUCUCCUCCAGUAUCAAUAAAAGCCAUGAAGCUUAGAAAAUAUCAAGAAGAGUUGGCUCAACCUGCAUACAGAGGCAAUAACACAAUUAUAUCUGCCCCGACAGGAUGUGGAAAAACAUUUGUGGCGUUAUCGAUUUGUGAUCACCAUCUAAAAUCUAUGCCAAAUAACCAAAAGGGAAAGGUUGUGUUUAUGGCUACCAAAGUGCCAGUGUAUGAGCAACAGAAAAAUAUUUUCCACCAGUAUUUUGAAGAUACUGGAUAUUCAGUGACUGGGUUCUGUGGAGAACAAGCUGAUAAUAUUCCUAUAGGGAUGGUCAUUGAACAGAGUGACAUCAUUAUUUUGACCCCUCAGAUUCUUGUCAAUUGUUUAGAGGAUGGAUUGCUGUCUUCCCUGUCCAUCUUUACCUUAAUGAUUUUUGAUGAAUGCCACAAUACAAUAGGAAACCACCCCUACAAUGUGUUAAUGUUUAAGUACUUGGACCAAAAGCUGGACUCGCCAGGUCAAAAACUUCCUCAGAUCGUUGGUUUAACAGCUUCAGUGGGCACUGGAAAGUCCCGUUGUGCUGCAGAAGCUGUGGAAUACAUCAGUAAACUUUGCUCCAGUCUGGACAUUGAAUGCAUCUCUACGGUUAAAGAAAGUUUGGAAGAGCUGCGCAAAGUGGUGUACAAACCGGAGAAAUUUGUUCAUGAAGCACGUUGUCGUAUGGAUGAUCCAUUUGCUAAGAUCAUGUCUGAAAUCAUGACGGAAAUUGAGCAGAUGGCUAAAUCAGUUUACCCGAACUUAGGGGCUAUGUCGGACAUUCAAAACCGAACAAUUGGAACCCAGAAGUAUGACAACUGGAUUAUUGACAUUCAGAAGAAAUGCCGUUUGUUGCAGCUGGAAGAUAAAAUGGAGGAGAGUCGUCUGUGUAGUGCUCUGUUCACAUAUACUGAACAUUUACGGAAAUGUAAUAAUGCACUCAUAAUUAAUGAGGAUGCCCGUACCCAUGAUGCUCUGGAUUAUUUGCAGAACUUUUAUAACAAUAUAAAGAAUGGAACAUUUACAGACAUUGAACAGAACCUGGUUAAAAAGUUUGAAGUGAAGUUGCCACAACUGUUGGAAAUUGCAAAGGAUAAUGAAAAUCCAAAGCUGGAAGAGUUGCAGUUUAUCCUAUCUGAAUCCUAUCGGGAAAAUCCAGAGACACGCACACUGCUCUUUGUGAAUACCAGAGCUUUAGUAGCGGCUCUGAAGAAAUGGAUUGAGGAAACCCCAUCACUCAGCUUUUUAAAACCAGAAACAAUAUUUGGGAGAAGCAAAAGACAUGAUAAUAUAGGAAUGACCCUUCCAAGCCAGAAAGGAGCUCUGGACACAUUUAGAAACUCAGGAGACAACAAGUUGUUAAUAGCUACAUCCGUGGCUGAUGAGGGCAUAGAUAUUCCAGCAUGUAAUCUGGUUCUUCUGUAUGAAUAUGUUGGCAAUGUUACCAAGAUGAUCCAAGUCAGAGGUCGAGGAAGAGCAAAGGACAGCAAGUGCUACCUUAUCACUAGCAAGCAUGAGCAAGCUGAAAAGGAAGAGAUUAAUUUGCUACAUGAGGUUUUAAUGAAUAAUGCAGUUGCUGUUCUCCAGAAGAAGGACAGAACUGAAUUUAUAAGACAGAAUCUUCAUUUUCAAAGAGAAGAGAAGAGGCUUCGUGAUUUUAAAAAGAAUUUUAAAGGACCUUUACUAUCAAAGGAGAACAAACGUCUGCUUUGUGGAAGAUGUAAAACCUUUGCGUGCGAUACAGAUAACAUUAGACUCAUAAAUAAAUCCCACCACACAGUGAUCGAUAGAAGCUUCAAGGACAAGUAUUUCACUAGGGAACACUCAAAGCCAGUGGCAUUUGGUGGCUUCCACAAAAAGUACAAGAUAUUCUGCAAAAAUCCCAAAUGUGGAGACGACUGGGGAAUUUCUGGCAACUACCUGAGCUUCCAGAACAUUCCACUUAUCAAAAUUGACAAGUUUGUGGUAGAAAAUGCUAACGGAUCCCAGGCAUAUUUCAAGAAGUGGGUGAAGGUGGAUUUCAGCAUAAAGGAAUUUAACAAAGAAGAAAUAGAUGAAUCCUUCUCUACCCAGACAGAUUAACACAGGACUUUUUAAAGUGGUUUUGAUAGUUGCUUAAGGCAGUAAAACAAAAAAUUAUGCAAUCUUUUGGUGAGAAAAUACAAUGUUUUUAUAAUGAAAUUAAAUAUGAAGCAAUCAACAUUUUAACUGAAAAGAGAAGUUGCCAUGAACUGUCACCAGACACCUAAGGGGAGAUUUACUAAUAUCGGAGAGUACAAAAUCUGGUGCAGCUCUGCAAAGAAACCAUCAGCUUCCAUGUUUUGAUGUCAAAGCUUAAUUGAACAAGCUGAAGUUAAAAGCUGAUUAGCUAAAAUACAGAGUUGCACCAGUAACCAAUAGUAGAGUAAUCCAAUUUUAGUAAAUCCACCCCAAAAUGUUUGGAGACUUUUGCACCUUGGUAAUGUUUUCUUUCUGUUCUGUUUCUAGCGAUGCACUUGCAAUAUUUAGCUUUACAACAGUUGGUAAAAGAAAUUCAGUAUAUAAUGAAGUGAAAAAACAUC